Molecule: messenger RNA, 1495 nt
Organism: Oryza sativa Japonica Group (Japanese rice)
Lineage: Eukaryota; Viridiplantae; Streptophyta; Magnoliopsida; Poales; Poaceae
Molecular function (GO): protein binding
Source: RefSeq, a predicted model, not a curated record
CCUCCUUCCCCCGGCUGGCGGCUGCACCGAUGGCCGGCGACGAAAUGGCCUCGCCGUCGCCGCCGGUGGCGGCGCUCACCAACGACCUCAUCGCGGAGAUCUUCCUCCGCCUACCCACCCCGGAGGACCUCGUCCGCGCCUCCGCGGCAUGCGUCUCCUUCCGCCGUCUCGUCACCACCGACCGCUCCUUCCUCCGCCGCUUCCGCUCCCUCCACGCCCCGCCCUUCGUCGGCUUCCUCGACCACAGGGGCUUCCACCCGGCGCUCCCUCCCCACCCCUCCGCUCCCGUCGCCAGGGCGGUGGCCGACGCCGCGGACUUCGCCCUCUCCUUCCUCCCCUCCCCAGCCGGCAGCUGGAUGGUCCGCGACGUCCGCGGCGGCCGCGUCCUCGUCGACCGAGAUACCAAGGCCGAGACCGGAGGCAGCGAGAAGCCGUUGGUCUUCACGGAGAUCGCCGUGUGCGACCCCCUGCGCCGGCGAUUCCUCCUCCUUCCCCCGAUCCCCGACGACCUCGCCGCUUCGGUGGACCGCCCUGUCCGCGUCCACCUGGACCGCUGGUGCGAGCCCUUCCUCGCUCCCCACAUCGAAGAGGAGGAGGACGAUACCUCAUUCAAGGUGAUCUGGAUGGCGCAGUGCAAGGCCAAGAUUAUCGCCUUCGUCUUCAAUUCGAGCACCGGUCAAUGGCUAGCCGGUGCCUCCCCGAGCACCACCGAUCUGUUCAAUGGCGCCGGUCUGUCGCCGCCGCCGUCGUCGUCGUCACCGAGCCUAGUGUUUUCGUCACCGGGUCGAGUGUUCUCCAGCCGCCGAUACGCGUGCGGCUGCUUCUGCUGGGGGAUUUUGAGGACCAUGUUGCUGGUGCUCGACACACGACUGAUGAAAUUCUCCAUUGCUGAACCCCCACCAGUCUGCCUUGGGGGACCGACCGCCAUUGUUGAGGCAGGGGAAGGCAUGACUGGGAUCUUUGCUCUCCGGGGGAGCGUUGGUGGCACGUUUGAUCUCCACUACAGCAUUUGGGGAAAAGAAGGGGCGACUCGUCGCGAGCAGAUGGAGAAGAUAAUCCCACUGGAUCAUGGCUACCGGUAUUACAUUAGAGGUGCGAUGGAGAAGCACUUGCUGUUAGCCAGGUCGCGAGGGGAAGGCGAAGAAGAUACACCAGAGGAGCCAGAUUUGGAAUGCUUUUCACUGGAUGUCAAGACCUUGCAGCUUGAGCCGGUGUGUGUUCUGAAGUACUACAGUUUACGUACUGACAUAUAUACCAACUUCCCGCCUUCGUUGUCGCCAGAAAUAAUAUGAGAUGGUAAAUUUCCUGUUGUAUCCUGAUUAUGUCUUUAUUUUUCGGCAUAGUUAUCUCGUGGCUUAUGAUAUAUAUCUGCGUGGAUGAUGCUUGAUUUAUUAUUGCAAUAUCUGCUCCUUGUUUAAACAGUUAUCAUAGCGAUUAUAGUAUGAAACAUUUGUGUGGUAUGGGGAAAAUAUAUAAAGGAAAGGACAUUAGAGAG